AUGUCUCUGGGCCUCACGGGGAAGCUGCCCUUCCACACGGUGUACCUGCACGCCAUGGUGCGGGACGCCCACGGCCGGAAGAUGUCCAAGAGCCCUGACCUUUCCAAUGUUGCGCUCGCGGCGAGCUUGGGCAACGUGAUCGACCCACUAGAGGUCAUUGACGGCAUCUCCCUAGAGGAUCUUCACAAGAAGCUCUACGAAGGGAAUCUGCCUGACAAGGAGAUCGAGAAGGCCAAGAAGGGCCAGUCCCAGGAGUACCCGGACGGCAUCCCCGAGUGCGGCGCCGACGCCCUGCGCUUCGGGCUCUUGGCCUAUACCCUGCAGGGCAGGAACGUGAAUUUGGACAUCAACCGCGUGGUGGGUUGGCGGCUAUUUUGCAACAAGGUGUGGAACGCCACGCGCUUCGGGCUCAUGUACUUCGGACCGGAGUUCCGGUUCCCGGGGUCCUUGAAGCCGGACCUGGCGCUGGCCUGGGAGGACCGCUGGAUCGUCUCCCGGCUCAGCCACUGCGCCGCCAGGAUCAACGAGAGCAUGGAGAAGUACGAGUUCGCCAAUGCCACCAGCGCGGCGCACCAGUUCUUCCUCUACGAGCUCUGCGACGUGUAUCUGGAGCUCCUGAAGCCCCGCUUCUACGGGGAGACCGAGGAGGAGAAGGUCUUGAAGGACCGCGAGGUGGCGCGGCAGGUGCUCUACGUGUGCCUGGAUUGGUCCAUGCGGCUCAUGCACCCCUUGCUGCCCUACCUCACCGAGGAGCUGUACCAGCGGCUGCCGCCCUCUCCGGUGAAGUGCGAGUCCAUCUGCGUGGCGCCCUUCCCGACCACGGUGCACGCCUGGCGCAACGAGGCGCUCGAGAAGGAGAUGGAGGUGACCUCGGAGGUGGCGCGGCAGUUCCGGUCCCAGAAGACCUCGCUGGGCUUCUCCCCGGGCGCACGGCCCGGGGCCUUCGUGCGCCACGAGGAGACUCCGAGGCGCGGCAGCAGCUGGAGAAGCUCACGGCCCAGAUCGCGCGCAUGGCCGGCCUGGGCUCCCUCGAGGUGCUCGGCGAGGGCGCGGCGGACCCCAGUGGCACCAUGCGGGACGUGGUGA
Effrenium voratum is the source of this 1086-nucleotide messenger RNA. NCBI's taxonomy places the organism in Eukaryota, Dinophyceae, Suessiales, Symbiodiniaceae. The record is from the annotation of a GenBank genome assembly.